AUGGAACAGAGCCCUAAAAGACGCAAAGUCUCUCAUCUGGGCGGCUCCAGAAGUUCUGUUCAUAUUGCGACGGCAAGCCCUUUUGUCCUACAGACCGACGAACUUCUGAAGGAAGUCAAGGUUGACUACACAAAGGCCUUGGACGGUGCGGACAGCCUUCUGCAUAAGCUGAAGACCCUGAUUGACGGUAUUGAGUCUCAUGGUCCUGUUCCGAUCAACGAAGCCACGCGCAAGUUCCAAAAAACACAUCGCAUCAAGAUUCCCUACCCCGAUCCGAGGCCCGCCGAUGAUGCGCCAUACAAGCUGUCUUACGAAAAGCCCUCGGCCUACAAUGUCGUUGGCAGCUAUGUUUCGAAGAGCAUGGUCAAGGCCCAAACUGACAAGGGUAUAGACAUGGUCGUCCAAAUGCCCGCUUCGCUCUUCCAAGAAAAAGAUCACCAAAACAUGCGGUACUUCUACCGGAGAGCGUACUACAUUGCUAACAUCGCGGCCAAUCUGCGCAAAGGAUUGGGUACGUCUGCUGAGCUGGAGUUUGAAUACCUGAACGGAAACGCCCUUUUGCCCAUUCUCUCUAUCAAAGCUACCAAGGCUCCUGAAAAGGAUAGCGAAGGGAAGAAGCAACCUCAUGGAGGUUACGUGGUUCGAAUCAUUCCGUGUGCGCCGGAGGGCGUUUUCCCCAAGACGAAAUUGCACCCAGCUGCAAACAGCAACCGAAACGGAUCGCCGGAGAAUGCAAAAGACGUGAGCGCUGCUACACCCUUUUACAACUCGACUCUCAAAGCUGAAGAUACAUUCAUAACUUAUCUUCGUCUCCUCACGCGGGCUAAGACAGAAUGCUCUGCCUUCACAGAUGCAUGCAUACUGGGAAGAAUUUGGCUCCAGCAGCGAGGUUUGGGCAGUUCCCUGGCUCGAGGUGGUUUUGGCCACUUUGAAUGGGCAGUCAUGAUGGCACUCUUGUUACAAACAGGCGGGCGGAAUGGCCAGCCGGCUCUGUCUUCGGCGUUAAGCAGUACAGAGUUAUUCAAGGCCACCGUACAGUUCCUCGCCUCUACCGAGUUCUCGAAGCGCCCUUUUGUAUUUGGAACCUACAAGCUGGGAAGCGAUGUCAUUCGUGAGAGCGGACCCGUCAUGUUUGACCCCGACCGUGAGCUCAACAUUUUGUACAAGAUGAGCCCUUGGUCUGCGAGCAUGCUCCACUUCCAUGCUUGCACAACCAUGGAAUUGCUCAACGAUCCUUUAGCCAGUCAGUUUGAACCGACCUUCAUUACUAAAGCCGACAUGCCUCUACAGCUGUUCGACGCCAUUUUUGAGAUUCGCAACGUCGACAGUCACUCAAAGAGCAACAGCCUAGACCGACGUGGGGCUGUGUGGGACCUUAGCUUCAAGGCGAACACAGUGCUUAAGAAGGCUCUCAAGGAUAGGUCGCAAUUAAUACAUUUCCAAAGUCAAGACCCGGCACCAUGGGCUGUCUCCGAAAACCAACCUCGAAAUCUUGCGAACAUUCAGGUUGGCAUUAUCUUCGACCCCGCGAAUAUGGGUCGGCUAAUGGAGUAUGGUCCCUCGGCUGAGCUCGAGAAGGAGGCAGCUAAAUUCCGCAAGUUCUGGGGUGACAAGGCUGAGUUGCGACGCUUUCAAGACGGCAGCAUUCUCGAAUGUGUGCAGUGGACGAAUAAGACCGCGGCAGGUAUUUGCGAAGAGAUCGUUCGAUACACACUUCAGCGUCAUUUGAGUCUGGGCCCUGGGGAUCUCCGAUUCCAUGACGCUGAACUUCCCUCGUCUUUGGAUAUCUCACCUCUCGAUAAGGACGCUUUUGAGGCAGCUAGAAAAGCUUUUCGGACUCUGGAGUCGGAUAUUCGUGGCCUUGAAGACAUGCCACUUUCAGUUAGGCAAUUGUCGCCUGUUGUCCCUGAACUUCGAUCCUCAUCAAUCACACCGCCGUUCACCGCUUCCCAGAAAACCCCUCCGCCUAUGGAUGUUAACUUGUACUUUGAGGCGUCCAGUAAAUGGCCAGAGAACCUCGUCGCGAUACAGAAAACGAAGAUUGAGUUUUUGCUUGACAUCGACAGAAGACUAAAGGCUGUCAACGACAAUAUCACAACUAGCUUGGGCCGUGAAAACGCAGUGCGAGACAUUGACAACCUCGCAUACCUAGAUAUUAUCUACGAAACUGGUGCUGCUUUCCGACUGAGAAUUUUCGCCGAGUUGGAAGAGACGCUUCUGGACAGACAAGCUAAGAACAAGACUCUUGAGCCGCAAAUCAGAGCAGAGGCUGAGGAAGCUCUCUUCGACCUCAACUGGCGGUACAAGCAUCUGCCUCUGCAUACGCAGACAAUCACGACUUAUUGCACCCGUUUCUCAAUGCUGUCCACCACAAUCCGACUCGUCAAACACUGGUUCAACGCCCAUAAACUCACCGGUCAUAUGAGCGAGGAACUCAUCGAACUCCUCGUCCUGCAUGUUUUCCUCCAACCGUAUCCUUGGAAGACACCUUCCAGCGCCAUGUCUGGCUUCUUGCGGACCAUUCUUUUCCUUUCCAGGUGGGACUGGCGUGACGAACCUAUUGUCGUCGACUCGUCGGACGACAUGUCUGCUGAUGAUCGUUCCGUUGUUCAAAAACACCUUGAGGCCUGGCGUGCCCGUGACCCCAACAUGAACCACGCUGUGCUAUUUGUCGCCACUCCCCACGACCAUACUGGGUUAGCUUACACCCGUCACAGCCCUUCCAAGUUGAUAGCAACCCGAAUGACGCGCCUCACAAAGGCGGCAAGCAAGCUCGUCAGAGAACAAGGGAUUGCCCUCGAUGUCGCGCUACUUUUUGAGCCGUCACUCGAAGAUUAUGACGUCCUUAUCCACUUGUCGACCUCCGCUCUUAAACGCGUUGUGCGUGAUGCAGCAUCUGAGGCAGGUACACGCCAUUCGCUCUUCAAGAACCUCGAUGAGCGUACUGGCAAAGUGCCCCUGCCAUUGAGCAGACUUCCGGCUCCGGUUUUGUUGCAAGAAUUGGAAACGGCUUAUGAAGAUACGCUUAUUUUCUUCCAUGGCGUGCCUGAAGAUACCGUCAUCGGCGCCAUAUGGCAGCCUAAGUUGCGUAAACAGAAUUUCCGCGUUGGUUUGCCUUACAACUUCCGCCAGGCGGGAGAGGAUGAUAGUGAUGUAGUAGAGGUAAACAAACCGGCUGUCUUGCUAGAGAUCGCAAGAAUCGGGGGUGAUCUGAUCAAGAGGAUCGAAGAGAUAUCAUAG
Colletotrichum truncatum is the source of this 3240-nucleotide messenger RNA. Its product is annotated as nrap protein. Gene Ontology annotation, cellular component: small-subunit processome; UTP-C complex; CURI complex. Lineage: Eukaryota; Fungi; Ascomycota; Sordariomycetes; Glomerellales; Glomerellaceae. The record is from RefSeq and is a predicted model, not a curated record. Gene Ontology annotation, biological process: rRNA processing; tRNA export from nucleus.